AUGGGCUGUCUAGUUGCUCGAAACAAGCCAGUCUUACCUGAGACAGAGCAACUAAAGGGUAAAGUAUCAGAUAAGGAGCUGGACUCGCUCAGAGCGGUAUUGAAUUGGAAAGCAGACGAUUUUUCGAAGCACAAGGCUGAUAUAGGUUGCUGCAAUUUUGUAGAACAUGAGACUGAAAUAGAAGAGGGCUCGGUAUCUCAUAGGGAGGGAGCUAAGAGAAUGACCACACACAACUCAAAAGCCUGCAGAAAAGAAAUCGAAAUGUUAAUGGAAUAUGACAUGAUCGAGCCGUCGAAGUCUCCGUGGGCUUGUGGCGUAGUCAUGGAUCAAGAAGCGGUUGACGCGGUACUGACCUGGAAGGCACCGAAGACUGACAUGCAAUUGAUGAGCUUUCAAGGAUUCGCUAAUUACUACCGAGAGUCUAUCAAAAAGUAUGCUGACAAGAUAUACCCUAUGCAACAAUUGAUGAGAAACAAGGGUAAGAAGUUCAACUGGACUGACGACGCUCAAGUCUCCUUUGAGAACAUCAAGCGCAAACUUUCCGAGGCUCCGGUCCUCGGCAUGCCGACAGAAAAGGAGAUGUUUGUAUUAGAUACACACGCAUCAGUAGUUGCGAUAUCGGGCAUACUUUACUGGGAACAAAAGUGA
Messenger RNA from Symsagittifera roscoffensis, 648 nucleotides. RefSeq lists its product as uncharacterized. The coding region runs from base 1 to 648 and encodes 215 amino acids. The record is from RefSeq and is a predicted model, not a curated record. The transcript has 2 exons. NCBI's taxonomy places the organism in Eukaryota, Metazoa, Xenacoelomorpha, Acoela, Convolutidae.